UAGUCAUCAGACCAAAGUACGAUACCUCAUAACAGAGCUUGUGUGAAGCCAGCAGGUUCUCUGUCACUCUAGAGUAAAGAAGCGAUACACAGCACUAAACAGAAAGAUGAGCUACACAGCUGAGGAGCUUCUGAUCAUCUACGAGGCAGAAGCAGAACAGUGGGCUACGUACCUGCGCUCCAUCUUCACUGGUCCCAUCCAGGAGGGUGGGAUCUGCUGCUACGAUAUUGGUGCCGUGUCGAGCCGGCGGGUGGACUUCCUGUGUUUAGUCGGGUACAAAUGCAAGCUCCUGAUUCUGUCUAAGGGGAUGCUGGAGAAUAUGUGCCGACUUCGCCGGUUCCUUCUGGCCCGCCUUCUCUGUCCGGCAGCAAGCGUCGUGGUGCUCCUUUGUGGAGUGGACAGCCUGGCUCCUCUCCUUGAGCUGGUGCCCCUGAAGGGGGGCGAGUGCCUGCAGAUCUCCAGUGAGCAGGAUGUACAGGAGUACCUGUCGGCUGUGACAGAAAUCGUGUACAGAGGUGCUCCAUCUCCAGAAGUGAAUCCCAGUCCUGCCACGCCUGGGAGAUUCCCUGGAACAGAACCAACUCUGUUGAGAAGGCAGUCCAGCAAAGCUCCCAGUGUCACAAACAACAUUGUGGUUGUGCCUUCCAGAGUCGCCUGUGGGGGUCCCGGAGAGGUGUUCAUUCUCUUAAAAGACAGCGUACUCAAUAACGAUGUGGAGGUGGAGUUCCUGGGAAGGAGUAGAAGAGUGACAGUCAAAGCUGUGCUGUGGAAUGAUCUGACCCUCUGUGUGACGGCAGCAGACUUCCCUGUAGGGUGUGUUGACAUAACUGUGUAUUGUGGCACAUUGGCAAUUGGCAAGACUCAUUUGCAGUACUACAGCACUAUGGAGGAAAUAGGCCACCUUCUCGCAAAGGUGGCAGACCCUGUUGAUUUCAUGUGCCAGGCACUACAGGUGUCCUCAGGAGAGAUGCUGGAUCAGAGGCUGUCUUCCAUCUUGGUGGAACGCAUGCCUUCCAGAGGCUUCCAGGGCCUGCAGCCUGAUGGCACACCUGAGACAGAAACACACCAAGAAAUACCUUCGCUCCUCCACUUUGCUGCAAAAAAUGGAUUCAAGGAUGUGUGCAGUGUACUGCUCCAGUGCCCUGGGGCGAAGACUGCUUUGCACACUCCUAACUCUCACGGUCAGACACCGCUUGAGCUUGCCCAAAGUGAAGGUCACGCUGAACUGCAUAUUCUUUUGAAGGAAACACUAAAUCUCAUCACGGACGAAGACAACGAAGAGUCCGGUGUGUAUGAGCACAUGCAGAGGAGGACAGCAAGGGCCCAACGUGAGGAACCAGGCGACCUGGAUGAAGAUGAGGAGGACCCGUACGCUCUGCUCGGGAUAAAUGACGAAGAGUAUGAUACAAUCUUGGCCCCGAGCCACAACAUGGUCAUUGCCAACCGCCCACCUGCACCCACACCCCGUCCUGAGACCACCCCAACGAAGGAGGACCUGACUCCCUUCAUCGCUCAAGUUUUCCAGAAGAAGAUGUCACAGAGUGACUCUGAAACUCUGUAUUCGUACCCCACAAAGCAGGUUUCUUUUUAUCCAUGUGUAUCACGAGGGGAAGACAACAUUUCCUGUACAUAUGACACAUUUGUGCCAAGUCACCCACCAGGCCUGGAGCAACUCAUAGAGCUGCAGGAGAAGGUCAAGCGAGGUUCACUAACUAUGGAUGAGGCUCUUGAACAAUUCAGUGACUGGCAGCGAGUUCAAAAGGGCAUGGAUGCGAUUCAGCAGCAGAAACUCCGUCAGCUCAGAGCGAGCAUCAUCAACAACAGAGAAGAUGACCAGAGUAUCUAUGAUAAAAUCAGCAUUAUUCAUCAUACACCAGAUGUUAAGGAAUGUCGACGAGGAAGCCAGCCCGUGGAAACAGAAUUUUACAGCAAGCCGCUUAAAGGACAAAAUUCAAAUUUAUUGUGGAAAGCAGAUAAACGGUGAAGAUGGGAUUGGAAUGUAAACUAAUAGGAAGUUCACCAGCAGCAAGGGAUGGAUUGCCCUGAUCUACAUAAUAUUCACAUGCUGUAUGAUAGAUGAUAUAUGUCACACUCAUCCAGCACACCAGAGCUGAAUGCCGGCACUUUAAAUCUGCAUUUAUUUUAGUAUAGGUCAAUGAGUGGGUUUUUGAGUGUUUUUGUUUUUUCCAACACAGACCACACACAAGAGAAUGCACUCAAAGGCCAAACACAAGAGACUGCGUAGGUGUUAUAUAUUUCUUGACUGCUGGCUGUUAACCAAAGAGCACCUGGGGGAUUUAAAGACUUACUCUUGUCUACUCUACUCUAUUCUAUUGCUCUCAACAUUCAUGACAGCUUGUAGGUUGUCCUCAUGUCCACAGUAUUACACAGUAUAGAGGUGUCUCUGUUUCAGAACUUGGUCUUCUACAGGUAGCCUGAGGCAAGAAAAGCCAGAACACCUGGUAACCAAAUCUCUUCAAAUGAAUUUUUUGUGAUUCACCUCUUUAUUUGUUUUUGACACUAGUUACGCCAGUUUUAAACCCUCAUAAUGAUGCAGGAGUGCAUGAUCAUCUAUUUUUAUAAAACGUUCAUUGUUGAAUUAAUAAAACUCAUUAUUCGCUUUGCAAUGGGCGAGUUCUUACAGGCAAAUGUUUGGCAGGACUGAGAGGGCAGUGCAGCAUAUUGCGGGAAUAUUUCCUCAUCAUUUGCAUGAGCUCUCCCGACUGUUUUAAUGGUAGAUUUGCAUUCUCAAGGAGGCCCCCUCUAUGUGUUAUGUUGUCCUUUAUUUUGUUCUUCUGUCUGUGUCCCUUUAUUUAACCUGCCCGGGUCACAUACUGCAUGCAAAUCCUACCUGUUCCAUAGGCUCCCCCAGAACAUUACUCAGUACCAGGAACUCAUAGAGCUGUCAAAGUGACAGAGGGUGUUCCCUGGUGAUGGGUGUUAGGUGGCUGUGGCCUCCUGUUAGGGCUGUCCGAAACCCUGUGUGCUCUGUUUUCACUGUGGCACAUGUGUCACCUUUCUUUUACUGGGUUGUCAGGGGUUGAUCCCUUUUGUCUGAUAGCUCUUAUAGUGCUUGGACUAGGACCACAAACACAGGCAACGGUGCACUAUGCUCGUCCCUUGUGUUAGCUAUGCUUGCAUUGGUACCUGGUUGUCCCUAUGGCCAAGGAAGCUGGUUCUAGCAUAGCAUUGCCAGGCAAUCAAAUUUCCCUUAAGCAAAUGCAAUGGUUAGGUUACGAGGGGUGGGUCCGAAAUAAGUUACCAGGCUUUGUUACCAAGGCAACACUGGUAUACCACUGCCAUUCAUAGAACUGGAGUUACAUAACUGACGUUAGUGUACAUAACAUCAUUAGUCAUUCAGGUGGUUCAUUACUGUAUGCUUCAGCAAACGUCUUUGAAAAAAUAUCAACUCUAAUUCUAAAUUUACCGUCCACAUAUUUUCGCAUAAACAUAGACAACAUUACUGGUCUGCGGCACCUGCCUCAGAAUCAUACUGUACCAACAUUGCAUGGCCAUACACUAACUCAUGUUUUCCACUUCUAGGAUAUGCCGUCAAACAAGAUUGAAAGACCGUGAUGAACGUUUGCUGAUUGGUUUACUGUAUCAGUUUUGUUUGUGUGGCAUUUUACUAUCAAAUACAUUUACUGCACAUUUUCUUUUUUUAAGCACAUUAUACAUUUUUGUAUACUCUUAAACAUGAUUAAUAAAUGUAGUUUAUAGAGUU
This is a messenger RNA of Hypomesus transpacificus, 3724 nucleotides long. Its product is annotated as B-cell scaffold protein with ankyrin repeats-like. The record is from RefSeq and is a predicted model, not a curated record. The transcript has 16 exons. Bases 107 to 1984 code for a protein of 625 amino acids. Gene Ontology annotation, biological process: negative regulation of phosphatidylinositol 3-kinase/protein kinase B signal transduction; negative regulation of B cell activation; B cell activation. Lineage: Eukaryota; Metazoa; Chordata; Actinopteri; Osmeriformes; Osmeridae. Gene Ontology annotation, molecular function: protein tyrosine kinase binding; signaling receptor binding.